GUUGGCCCUCAUUAAAUGGUGGAACCGGGCCUGCGGCCUCCACCUCCACCCCCGGCUCCAAUGGGCCCCUCAAGCCCGGUUCUUGGCUCUGGACCGAUCCCGUGACUUGGGACCACAGUGGCGACCGGCAAUCGCCCUUUUUGCUCGGGGUUUGGGAGGGCUAUGAUGCGAACGAAAACGAUCCCAAUCGAUUCGUGGAUAACUUGGUUUCCAAAUUACUCGAGGCCGAGAGCGAUCCUUUGGAGCAUAUUCAGGAGGCAGCCUCCGCCUCUCUAUUCGGUUUGAGUCGACCCCUGGGGUCACUGACCCCGCCCGAGCGAACCCAAUCGUUGGUCCGUGCCCCCUCUGUGAUAUCGGAUCCCCCCAAAUUGGGUCUGGACAACUUAGUGGGUCAGCCAAGCCACAUCCGACCGUCUGAGAGUCCGACCAGUCGUUAUCGGCGCCUGUCCGCACUCAGAGACGAGGAUUUGGUCGGGGAUCGGAGCCAUGAAGGUAGCCAGACCCCAUGGCUACCACUGACACCCUCAUCCAUCCCACGGCAGCGACACUCGCCCAAUCCUUUGAGCAGUCCGGGCGAAUCGGUCGACCCGCAGGUUAAUGGCGAGUCAUCGCCGCCGUUGGAACAUUUAUUGGGCCAGUUGAGCAGCUUGCCCAAGGAGCAGUUUCUAGCCAUUUUCAAGAAUCUCUUGGACAACUACAAUAAUGACGCACCUACGCCCCCUGCUUUGGUCACCAACGACCCGCCAAUCAACCCCAUGGCCAAUGGAAACCCCGUAUUUGAGAGUCUAUCCGGUGGUAUGAGACACGCCUUCCGACCCGAGGCGCGAAACGUCAAGACCACCCUCUUCAAUAGUCCACCUCCAACCACAUCUCACGGCUUAAAUAACACCCCUCAGGCCAAUCUAAACCACGCGAACAAAAAUAAGAGCACCAAUUACAACAAUAACAACAACAAUCCGAUGCCAAUAUUGCCCAUCAACACCAAGGUCCCUCCCCCGA
Molecule: messenger RNA, 999 nt
Organism: Tigriopus californicus
Lineage: Eukaryota; Metazoa; Arthropoda; Copepoda; Harpacticoida; Harpacticidae
Source: RefSeq, a predicted model, not a curated record